CUUGGGAUGCACCGUCGAUGGUGUGGAUGAUUUAAUGGCUUUAAGAAGACGACGUUUUGGCUGGUGUGGCGCCGUCGCCGCCGCCGUACAGCAAACAAAGUAAAGCAGCAUCUUGAACUCGUUCUUCUCCGUUUUUUCCGUUCCCUCCCGAAUGGCAUGGUAGAAGUAGGUCUGUCGUUCACUCGACCUUUCUUUCCGGAGGGAGCGAGGGGGGGGGCGAUGAGAUCGGGAAGUUUGGAAGUUUGGCUGCAUCACGUUACUGACCUACGCUUUUGGGGGGAGCCUGAGCACUCCACGCGAGCUGCAGAGUGUUGUGACUUGGCGGAGUUGUGUUGUAUUGUUGCAGAAGGUUAAAUUGUCUGCCCGCGCUGACCAGCCGGACAUUUGAUCCAGCGCCAGAGCAGCAGCGCGCCUUUGUGCCGGAACUUGGGGCGUAGCUGGUGCGUGCCUCUGCCCCACGAGCAGCUGCGGGCGCAGGGUGAAACGUGUCCUAUCGGAACUGCCGUUCCCCUUCACGCCGUCUGUCCGAUUGGCGGAUCUUGUGGCAUCGAGUGACCUUGAGCCGGAAACGGAACGACCCCUGCUGUGCUGCAUAUUAUAAAUAGUGGUAAGCGGGCUGCGCCACCUCAUCAGUAUCACGGCCCACCUCAGUGAGCUCAAGGUGCUGGAGCAGUGCCGGGCAGCUGGCUGCCAACAUGUUGACUUAUCGCGCUUGGUUGCUGUUAGCGCUGCUGGGCGCCCAGUGCGCGCUGAUACUGGGCGCGCCCGCUACCGGCCACGGUUACGACACAAAGAGCUUCGCCCAGGCCUACCUGGAGUGUCUGCGGUACCUGAACAUCUCGCGCCAAUCGCUGUACGCGUACGACAGUGCGGCCGUCCCGCUGAACUGCGGCAGCAACUGUCUGCUGCGCUGCAUCGGCCUGAACGCCCGCUGGUGGCACGACGAGACCGGGCUGAGCGAGCGGGCGCUGGUGCGCUUCUUCCGCCAGGCGCCGGCCGACUCGCUGCUGCAGGCCCGCGCCUGCGUGGCCGAGCUGCCCGCCCCGCCGGCCGACAGCUGUGCCGGCGCGUACUGGUCGUUCCGGUGCUACAGCGACGCGCUGGGCGAGCUGAUUGCCCACCCGGCGUAUGUGGCACCGUGCGGGCAGGAGAUACGGCGCGCGGUGAGCGACUGUGCCACGAUGCUGCAGGUGGAGGACGGCCAGCUGCAGACGUGCGUGAGGACGGAAACCUUCCUACGGCAGGGCAACGGUGCCGCGCUGCUGCGGUGCGUCGUGCUGCGGCUCGGGCUGUACGCUGACUCGACCGGGGUGCUGUGUGACCGGGUGCGGCUGCUGAUGGACGCGGACACGGCCGAACAGUGGACGGUGGCACGUGCGGAGGAAGCCAAGCGGUGUGAGGAGGACUUGCGGGCGCUCGGUGCGGACACGUGCGUCGUGGCGGCCCACGCCGUGGAGCUCUGCUACGGGUGGCCGGCGUUUGGCGAACUCUGGGAAGUGCUCAAGCAGGAGUACGGCAGCUCGGAUGACGCACUGGCAGAGGAGAGCGAGCAGGUGGUGGUUGUUGGUGCGAGCAGCAGCACGGAGGAACCGCAGGAAGCCGAACCCAACGAGAUUACCGCUGCCGAGGAAGACGUGGAGGUGUUUAAGUAUCCAUCCAGCCCCCGGUUCCGUGGAUUAGUGAUCGUAGCGCCGGAGCUGUACGCCGUGGAUGCGACCGUUGAAGAUGGGUCGAAAUCGUCAGAAGGCUCGUCCUCGCAGGAUGAGGAAGAGCAGCUGCCUAAAGAUGUUAAACCGACCCAACUGGAGCUGGCAGACGGGCAGGAGCCGGUGACGACUACAAACGGCAAUACUGUGAAGCAAUCGGCAGCCUCUACGGUAUGUGACUUUACUUUUAAGACCUGCGCCAUGGUGAACUACAUGCUUCAAUAUACUAUGUCUAGGCUCAGGAACCGUUGGAGAAGGAACCGAAAGCAACCCAUACUGUUCAGGCACGUUCGGUGUCUCAACACCAGCUGGAUGGGGCUCUACGUAAGUGCACAAGUGUUCCUGCGUUCUUCCAAAUGUGAGCAGCGUGCCUUUAUCAUCUUCCAAACUUCUUCUUCUAGUGAUUCACACGCACCGUCGCAGUCAUAAUGAGCCGGCGCGAUUCGUCAGGGAUGUCCACCCGCUGCUUGUGGAUUUGGUCAUGGUGCAUGC
Molecule: messenger RNA, 2198 nt
Organism: Anopheles coluzzii
Lineage: Eukaryota; Metazoa; Arthropoda; Insecta; Diptera; Culicidae
Exons: 1
Coding region: 696-2135 (479 amino acids)
Biological process (GO): sensory perception of smell
Molecular function (GO): odorant binding
Source: RefSeq, a predicted model, not a curated record